Messenger RNA from Recurvomyces mirabilis, 951 nucleotides. RefSeq lists its product as uncharacterized. The coding region runs from base 1 to 951 and encodes 316 amino acids. NCBI's taxonomy places the organism in Eukaryota, Fungi, Ascomycota, Dothideomycetes, Mycosphaerellales, Teratosphaeriaceae. The record is from RefSeq and is a predicted model, not a curated record. The transcript has 2 exons.
AUGACGACCAGUCUUCCUCACACUUGGACGGAUUCUCGAGACGAUGGACAGCCUUUCCGCCUCUUCGAUCUCCCAAGCGAAAUCCGGGACAUUGUCUACUUGAAUAUCGACGCCAAGCACGUUCUCCCCAUCGCGCGAUGGCGGACCGUCGGGACAACGAGGCCCUAUGUACCUGUUCUCCGGCUCGUGAGUCGACAAGUCAAAGCGGAAUAUGAAGACAAUCUCUACCGGACAAGCGCACUCUACCUGCUCAAAAGUAGCCAUGUGCUUCCGAACCUUAGUAUGCCAUCGAGCAUAGGACAUAUGUAUCACUCACUGCAGGAGGUCGUUCUGGCGUUGACACCUCAGUGGGACAUGGAAGCUGACGUGCUGGCGGCGCAGGUCGAUCAUGUGCUGACCGACCUUUCCAAUAUCCUGCCGGAGCUCAAACGAGUGUCCAUAAGGAUACAAUCUGGAGACCUGCCGAUCCGGAGGACAACGUCCUUGCGUCCGAUGACGGGAUCAGCUUACGCGGGAACCUUUGAUGCGACAGCUUUCGAGUGGCCAAGUGAACGUCAUUGCAAGCAACUCGCCUGCGCCAAACUCGCCAUCGACGACAUAAUCACACUCAUCCGAGGUGGCGAUGACUUGGAACUCUCGUGUGAUUUCGUGGUGGCGUCACGGCUGUAUUCCGUCAAUCGCAAAGUCGUUACUGAGCAGAGCCUGGCUACCUUGAUGCAAUACGACGAUACAGAUCUGAUCCUCUGGCGGGUGAUGGAUCUCGAUGGGAUUAUUGAUGGGCUGGUGCCGUGGAAGGCUGCGUCGGUGGAGUUCUUGGAGGCGGGAGAUUAUGAUUUUGCGAGGUUGAAGGAGAGGCAUGAGGAGGGGAAGGCUGUUGAGGCUUGGAGACAUAGAGGCUGGGCUAGUAAGACCGGACAUCAGGGCUGUGAUUGUUGUAAUUAUGAAAAGUGA